Naegleria gruberi is the source of this 1992-nucleotide messenger RNA. RefSeq names its product cleft lip and palate transmembrane family protein. Gene Ontology annotation, cellular component: endomembrane system; membrane. Bases 1 to 1932 code for a protein of 643 amino acids. Lineage: Eukaryota; Heterolobosea; Eutetramitea; Acrasida; Naegleriidae. The transcript has 2 exons. The record is from RefSeq and is a predicted model, not a curated record.
AUGUCUUCAAGUGGUGGUACUGUUGCUCAACAGUCUUCUGCUACAACAACAGCAGCCAGAACCAACAAUGAAGAAGGAUCCACCUUCUCAACAAUACUUUCAACCAUUUCUAGAGUGUUGAUUGUCUUUUUCGUAAUGAAGAUGAUUUCUGGAGGUUUGUUCGGAGGUGGUGGAAAUCAAGCAAAUAAUGGUGCUGCUUCUUCACUAGAUUCCAAAACUACAACAACAACAACAACUCAAUCAGCACCUUCAUCAGCAUCCAUAGUUGCUGCUCCUGCCUUCCGUAAAUCGUGUGCCAUGACUUUGCAACUCUAUUUAUCAACAAGUAGUGAUAGAAAAUUAAUGCGAAAAAUCUAUGAUCGUGUAAACUAUACUUCAUCGGAACCUAUUCAUCAUGAAUUAUUGUUGCAAGAUAGAGUUUAUUAUGAUGAUCGUGAAAGUAAUCACAAAACAUUUAAUUUGACAUUUAAUAAUCAAACUGAUUAUCCAGUGUUUUAUGAUUUAUUGAUUGGUAACAAAUCAGUUCAUUUCCAUGCUUUCUUACAGGAGGAAGGAAAUUCAUUACCAGAACGAAUUUUACACAUUACUCAUCCAUUUAGUAGAGUUUUGAAAGUAAAGAGGAAUAAGAAGAGAAAUUUACUCUUUGAUUCAUCUACACAAAAUGAAACUGAAAGCAGUGCAGAAGUUGGAGAUUUGUACAUUCCUCAUUAUUUACCAAAAGUGUUUUUGAGUAUGGUUGAUAUGCAUGAUGCUCUUCCACUUAGUUCUCUUCCUGCUCAUUUCCAAUCAGCAAUUCACUUAUUACCAAUGCGUGGAAAUCCAAAGAGAUAUUAUCCAGUUCUUUAUUUUAAUGAUUUUUGGACAAUUAGAAGUCACUUUGUUGCUCUCAAUGAUACAUUGAAAAGCUUACCUUUAGAAUUGGACUUGUCAAUUGUAAAUCAAUGGAAGUGGCAAUUCCAUUUACAAAUGGAUGAAUCCCUCAGAAUGCAAAAACAAUUUGGAUCUGAUGAAGCAGAGUCUGAUGAAAUUAAGCGUAUGCUUUUUGAAACUAAUCCAUACUUGUUGGCUAUUACUAUUGUUGUAUCCAUUUUACAUAGUGUCUUUGACUUUUUGGCAUUCAAGAAUGAUAUUCAAUUCUAUAGAAAUCAAAAGAAUAUGGAAGGUUUAUCAAUUCGUUCAAUCUUUGUGAACUGCUUCUUCCAGACAGCUAUUUUCCUCUAUUUGUUCGAUAAUGAAACCUCAUGGAUGAUUUUAAUUAGUAAUGGUAUUGGUUUACUAAUCGAAUAUUGGAAGAUUAGUAAGGUUGUAGAUGUAUCAAUCAAGAAAACUAACAAAUUCCCAUACUUUAUCGAGAUUACUGACAAGUCUAGCUAUGUUGAAAGCAAGACUAAGGAAUAUGAUAACGAAGCCAUCACUUAUCUUUCCUAUGUAUUCUAUCCAUUGAUUGUUGGUUAUGCAAUUUAUGCUCUCUACAAUCAUGAAUUUAGAUCAUGGUAUAGCUUUGUCUUGUCCACAAUUGUUGGAUUUAUCUAUGUUUUCGGUUUCCUCAACUCUGUUCCACAAGUUUAUGUUAACUACAAGCUCAAAUCUGUUGCUGCCAUGCCAUGGAAAUCCUAUGUCUAUAAGGCCCUUAACACAUUUGUUGAUGACUUGUUUGCCUUUGUUAUUCAAAGUCCAAAUAUGUACAAGCUUGCUUGUUUGAGAGAUGACGUCAUUUUCUUCAUUUACCUUUAUCAAAGAUGGAUUUAUCCAGUUGACUUGAAGAGAGUAAAUGAGUUUGGUCAAGGAGGUGAAGAACAAACAACAGAAAAACAAUCUGAAAUUACUGAAACAACCACUGAAGAAAAAGUCAAUGAGGAGUCAACUGAAGAAAAACAACCAUCCCAAGAAAUUGUUGAAGAACCAUCUUCUGGAAAGUUGAAAACUGAAUAAAUUAUGAAUUGACCAGCAUCCUCAAAGGCCUAUGUUAUAAUAAAACUACAACUUAUUAUU